CGCCGCAGCUCGCUCGGUGCGCCUGCAGUCUUCUUUCGUUUCAUUCCGCUCUCAUUCUCCUUGACGCUGAGUUAGUCGGCUGUCGGCCGCCGGCUGUGAAUACAAGCAAACCGAGGCGGCAGGACCUUCGCUUUUACUGCCAAUUGCAGGCCCAACCUGUCGCAGCACCAGGAGCCGCCGAAUCUGCAAAACCUGCAGUAUUAGGAGCACCUGCAACAGGCGAAAAACCUGCCACACCAGGUGCACCUGCAGGGCCAGGAGCACCAGUCACACCAACAAGACCAACAGCUCCUGGUGCAACGCCAAUAAGACCAGCAGCACCCGGUGCAACACCAACAAGACCAAUAGCACGUGUUGCAACACCAACAAGACUAGUAGCACCUGGUGCAACACCAACAAGACCAGUAGCACCUGGUGCAACACCAACAAGACCAGUAGCACCUGGUGCAACACCAACAAGACCAGUAGCACCUGGUGCAACACCAACAAGACCAGUAGCACGUGUGCAACACCAACAAGACCAGUAGCACGUGUUGCAACACCAACACGACCAGUAGCACCUGGUGCGACACCAACAAGACCAGCAGCACCAGGGACUACCCCAACAAGACCAGCAGCACUGGGGACAACACCAACAAGACCGCCAGCACCGGGUACAACACCAACAAGGCUGCCAGCAACGGGUGCACCCGCAAUACCAACAAAACCACCACCAACAACAGCAGCAGCAGCUGCUCCAAUGGAAGGGCCACUGGGACGUCAAAGUGCCAGUCGUGUUCGUCUUUGGGGGACCCGGAUCCGGCAAGGGCACACAGUGCGACAAGAUAGUGGCGAAGUACGGCUUCACACACAUCUCGUCGGGUGACCUCCUGCGGGCUGAAGUGGCGUCUGGCAGUGACCGGGGCAAGCAAAUCAACGACAUUAUGAAGCAGGGACAGCUUGCACCGCUGGAUAUGAUCCUUCAACUGAUAAAGGAAACAAUCAAGAAAGGCUUACUGACAGCCAAGGGAUUCCUCAUUGAUGGUUAUCCCAGGAAUGUCGAGCAAGGGGAACGCUUCGAGUCUGACGUGUGCAAGUGCACGAACCUGAUCUACUUCGAGGUGUCAGACGAUACGAUGAAGGCCCGGCUUCUUAAGCGUGGCCAGACGAGUGGCCGCGUGGACGACAACGAGGACACCAUCGUCAAGCGCAUCAAGACCUUCCACGACGAGUCGGAGCCCGUGCUUCAGAAGUACAAAUCUAUUGUUCACAAGAUCUCAUCUGAGGACGACCCGGACAAAGUGUUCGCAUCGGUUACGGCUGUCAUGGAUGGCAUUAUUAAACCUAAAUAGUCAAGAAAUUGAAGGUUAUGUGUCUGCAGCAUGUUGGCCUUUACUUGCAGUGCUUUCAAUCUGUAAGAUUCAGAUGACUUGUUUUACCAUUGGGCUAGUCUGUGGCGCAUUCUCUCCGCUCUUUCAUGUAGAUGAUCAACUCGGCUUUUAUUUCUAGUAAUCGAUCAUUGUAAGGGACAUCGUUGUGCGUCAGUGACUGUGACAUUACUGGUUGCAUGCCGAGUGCUUGAAAUAGUAGGCUCGCAAGUAUACUAAAAGGGGCCCGCCAACACUUUUCGAGUAUGAUCAGAAAACGCUGCCGAUCGGUGGAGGCUCCAGACAACGCCCGAGCUAAAUAUUACAGCGCAGCACGCGGCCUUGAAUUCACAAUAAAUUACCAAAGCCAGCUAAAAAUUUCUUUCUCUUCUCUCAACCAAUGACUGAAGACGCCCAAAAAUCAUUCGUAGAAAGUCCAUCUAUCAGCCAUUGGCUGAUUUGAACGUGGCGCGCUUACGUUGCAGAAAUCGCCAUGGGAGGCCACGACUUGUCCACGUGUGCGCGCGCAGUCACACUGAUCUUGCCGCGCAUUCGAAAAAUAAAAAAAGUGUUCAAGGUCACGAGGCGCGGGUGGCGUGUUUUAUUUGCCCCUGUCAUCCCUCCCGGCUUAGUUUCCAGUGCUUUAGUGGGGACGAUAGAGUGCAAUUGCAGCGUGCGACAAAUCUUUGUAACUCCACUCGCACUUGACAGAGUCCUAAAAUUUUUGCGACGUUGAGAUCGCAAGGCAAUAAGCUCUUCUAGUAAAUUCAUUCAAUGGUUACUUGAAAAAGCGUUACAGAGCCCCUUCAAUGCUUUAUUCAUUUGUAGAGUUGAUAACAGUAUGGCGAUUGUGGACUUUACUUGAAGGUUGUAGAAGAGGAUAGAGGAAAUCUGUACGAGUGUGCGAGCAGCUCUGGAAAACCUACGCAAUGAUUACACACUCCUAUAGCUUUAGACUGAACGAUAUAGAUAUUUUUUAACGUGGCCAGCGCCAUAUUACCUAGCGGGCGACGCCGUCCUUGGUCUGGCAACCCACUGGAGCGUGCGAAGCUCCGCGUUUCUAAGGAAGGUAUUCGUAUGGUUGCAGUUCCAGUCGGGGUUUUUUUUUUUUUUUGCUUUAUGGCGUGCUGAAUCUCGUCUUGCAUGGGGCAGUAUGGAUGAUUUUCUGCAGCUAGCUUUUCUAAGCAAAGCUAGGUGGCUCCACCGCACCAAAGCACCACGGCCUUGUCCUAGGUGGCGCGACCGCGAUGUGGCGUGUGGCGGACGUUGCCCUGCAGCCUGCGGCGGAAAACGGGUGGCAUGGACGAGCGUAGAAAGAAAAUAUGUCUCGUUAGUAGUUUGUCGAGCCCGGUAAGCUGCCGGGCGACAAUGUGAGAGUAUUCGAAACACCGGUGCUCACAACACUGCCAUGUCAACAGCGAACCCUAACCGCUGUGCCCGCUUCUCUGACUCGGGAGUGGUGGCGGCGAAUCGGCCGGCCGUCGGCGACGGUGAAGUGAAAAUAAGGCCAUUAAAUCACGUGUUCAAACGUGGUAGCACCCGUUCACCGCUGCGGGAAAUCGUCUAUAGGUAGAAAAUCAGUGUGUUAGGCAACCUAAAAAGUUUUCAUCCGUUCGGGGUCAAAUAUGAUAAUAUGCGACAGCGCGAAUGUGUCGCAAGUGGUCGGUGUCGUAUGUUUUCGGCACUCUUUCUGUUAGAAAAACGCAAGCUUAUUUCGACCCAUUCAGGCAAGGUAAAUGUUGGCACCCUUUAAAGAUACAAUAAUUUUUUUUACUGGGCUGUAUUAUGUAAAUUUCAUUUUUUCAUUGCAGCCCUGUUCGGGCUGCCGCAGCGUCUACCACUUGUAGUGCAUGCGAUCGUACGUGAGCACGCCGUUGCGAUUUCUUAGUGAUGAUGGCAUUCAUUUGUUGCUUACAAACUGUUGUCUAUCUUUUUCUCGACGUUUGAUAAACUCUUAUUACUGGCUCGUUUAUUGCUCACUUGUGUGGAUGAAAUUAGAACUGGUGGUGCUUCUUUGCUUACUUUCUUGUCUCUAUAUGCUUUGGCUCGUACACACAACGGGGGACUGGCCUUUAAACCAGAGGUUUACUGUAAUGGGGACAAGUUAUUUCACAUUUUUAUGAAGAAAACAUAUGUAUUCAGUCAUUAAGGAAAUAUAAGAGAGGAUAUUCAUAAGGUUAUUUACGAAUAAAGUAACUAACGAUUGAAACAAAUAAAUGGAUGGUCAUUCCGAAGAACUAGAUCCACUACAUUAGUUAAAAAAAGAAAAUUUAACAAGCAAACCUUCUUGUGGAGAAAUUCACAAACUGCUAUGCAGAUGCUCCUAAUGCUGUGGCCCAGAGAAGAAGCCCCAAGGGAAAUGAUAUUUUUAGAAAUAAGAGUAUUGUUUACUUUCUGAAUAUAGUUUCUUAAUGUUUCUUCUUGUGGCUUGUGAAACCUCGGCAAAUAUGUAAAAAAAAUGAUUGAUAUUUGCUGGCUCUUGGCAGUAAAAGCAAAUGGGAGAUAGCACCUGAUCAGGCCUGUAUGAAUAGAAAUUGAGAGGCGGAAUCAGGCAUCGAAAUUUUGUGAUGGACACUUCUGAUUUGCGAGAGCGGCACCAUUUAUUGUUUCAAGCAAAAUAAAAAGAAAGACGAUCGUAUUUUUGUAUUGGUAAACUAAAAGUGAUGGAAUCAUGAAGUAAAAAAUAUUUACGAAAUAAAGAUUCAGUGACAAAACUGGUAUAAGAUACAAUAACAUUGGAGGACCAUCUCAGGAUCACUGCACGAGAGUGCCAGCCAUUUCAUUUAUAAGUAUGCCUCGGUGACAUGGCGCCAACACCAACCGCACUGUACUCAAGUGUUUUGGAAUUAAAGAAGAGAAAGCAUUUCAAGGAGAAUACUCGAACGAAGGAGCUGAGGUUAUGGACGUGCACCAAAAGCGAUGUGGAAGUUCAUAUGCCAGCAAACUGCUUCUUCUUUUUUAUAGUCGUGGAUUUUGAUUAAAUUUCGGUGGCAAUAAAGUGAAGAUAGUUAAAGGUUCCUCUGCGGAUGAGGCACCAAGCGAACUCGGCAGCCUCAAGCCUAUGAUCAGCCUAAGAACAAUUUUGCGCGUAUUUUUUUGAAAUCUUGGUGGUCAUACUUCGCAAAGGUAAUCAACGAAAUUGGCAGUUAUAGAAACAAAAUAGAACCACAACAAAGUGGUUUAUAUUUUGCUUUUCUUUUAGAAUAAAAUUAGCCAUGUCGUAUUUUGUUGUGCAACUUGUCAGACAUGGUUCUUGACCACGCGAAGAAUGUUCUUCUUGGGGUGGUUAUUUCUAACACAGUGACACUUUUUUUUCCACAAGUUGGUUUUCAUAUUACACAGUGUGUGCAAUAGACCCCGCCAUCUUACGUAAGCAGUACACUCACGACAAGUAUUGUACCGCGUGAUUUUCAUGCAAAAUUCAGUGAAUAUUUAGGUUGCACAAGAACGGUGCGCAAAACAAAUAAAGGUCUCAUGGUGGUUACCCCGCUG
Messenger RNA from Rhipicephalus microplus (southern cattle tick), 4838 nucleotides. RefSeq lists its product as uncharacterized. Lineage: Eukaryota; Metazoa; Arthropoda; Arachnida; Ixodida; Ixodidae. Gene Ontology annotation, biological process: nucleobase-containing compound metabolic process. The record is from RefSeq and is a predicted model, not a curated record. Gene Ontology annotation, molecular function: nucleobase-containing compound kinase activity; ATP binding.